CACACACAGUCCUGGGGCAAAGGAUACCCCCAUAUCCUCACGCAGUGUUUCAAGGAUGGGAAGCCCACCGGAGAAUUUGGACCAGUUGAUCCAUCAAGGAAUUCCACCUACGACUUCAUGAGAGCUCUAUUCAACGAGGUUACGAGUAUGUUCCCGGAAAACUACCUUCAUCUCGGAGGAGAUGAGGUUGAUUUCGCCUGCUGGCAGUCAAAUCCAAACGUCACAACUUUUAUGGAGCAAAUGAAAUUUGGUCAGGACUAUAAGAAACUGGAAAGCUACUAUAUUGCUCGACUACUGUCAACUUUGCAAAGCCUACCGAGUUCGGAAAGGAGAUUGAGACCGGUAGUUUGGCAGGAGGUGUUUGACAACGCACCGGAAGUUUCCAAGGAUGUGACGGUUCAUGUUUGGAUCGAUUCGCACUGGGAUACGGAACUCAGAAAGAUCACUGCGGCCGGUCAUGAGGCUGUUUUCUCCGCCUGCUGGUACCUCAACGUAAUAGGCUAUGGUGAAGACUGGCCAAAGUACUAUACCUGCGACCCCGGGACUUUCACAGGUAAAUCUAAAAUGCAUGAUACCAACUACCAAGAAAAGCAAAAAAGAUUGUCAAGUUACAAUCCACAUUGCGCUUCUCCUUAA
This is a messenger RNA of Dibothriocephalus latus, 636 nucleotides long. The record is from the annotation of a GenBank genome assembly. NCBI's taxonomy places the organism in Eukaryota, Metazoa, Platyhelminthes, Cestoda, Diphyllobothriidea, Diphyllobothriidae.